This is a messenger RNA of Athalia rosae (coleseed sawfly), 2014 nucleotides long. Its product is annotated as spondin-2-like. The transcript is spliced from 6 exons. The record is from RefSeq and is a predicted model, not a curated record. Bases 349 to 1404 code for a protein of 351 amino acids. NCBI's taxonomy places the organism in Eukaryota, Metazoa, Arthropoda, Insecta, Hymenoptera, Athaliidae.
CGAGCCUGCUGGAACGGACAUUUUUUUGAUACCUACAUUGAGAUAAUAAAGUUGAGAAUUUUUCUCAGAAAACUAAAAAGAAGAAGAAAGGGAGCCAAAAAUCACGAGAUCAUUCCGUUUUAUUUUACAGAGACUGUUAUAUAAAUUCAACAUCGGAAUAUCGAUUAAAAGUGAAUCGCAAUUUUCUACCCGUCGUGAGUUUCGCACCGGCCUAAUCUGCACCAGAACUUUGGCGAUGAUGGUGACGUGAAAAUAAAUUGUAUGAAAAAAAAAGUGACGUGAUUGACCGAUAUUUUAAUCGACGAUUGAGACCGUGUCAUAUUUACAUUCGAAUCGUGAACAGAGAAAAUGCGAUAUCAUCGUGUGAUUUUCUUUUUUAUAAUUUUACCAACUUCCGUGUUAUACGUGAAAAAUGUGGUCGCUGCCGCUGGUGAUUUCGCGGUCUGCAACACGAACACCUUGGCGGUUUACAAAUUACGAAUGGAAACGCAUUGGUCGAAGGAAAUAUUCCCGAAACAGUAUCCGACAUUUAGACCCCCCGCACAAUUCUCCAGUUUACUAGGUUUGGUGCACAACCGGUCGUACGUUUUGUGGCGUGAGGGUGACGAAGCUAGUCCGGAGAUUCGUACGAUUGCAGAAAAAGGUACCGGAGUCAUUUUGGAGACGCAGAAAGGCGUUGCGGACAUUUUCGCGGCACCGGCUGUAGCGCAAGGGGUGGGAUCGACGGAAACGAUUCUCUAUUCCGACGGCAAACAUACAUUGGUAUCCCUGAUAUCUAAAAUCGUACCGUCGCCGGAUUGGUUCGUCGGAUUGGACAGCUUCGAGCUCUGCAAAAACGGUCGAUGGGUGGACAACGUUUCGAUUCAUGGUGGACCAUUCGAUGCUGGUACUGACAACGGCUUCACAUUUACAGCGCCCAACUGGCGGACGGAUCCAAGUUCACCGAUCACUCGAAUAACUUCUAAGGAGCCGUCGCACCCUGCGAACAGCUUUUAUUAUCCAGAAAUCGAGGAGCUACCGUCGUUAGUGACCUUCAACAUCACGAGGGAGCGAGUCUACAAAGCAAUCGACGGUGCGCAGAGAUCGGUUUCGAAACGCAGGCGAAUGAAAUUUUCAAGGAAUAAUAAUCCCGUUGUCGUACCUCUCGGAAAUCCUCAUCUCCACAGGAAACCCGCACGCGCUAAACGUCCGCUGAGAAAAAUAGCGCGUCGUCCCGUCGAAUGCGUAAUGAGCUCCUGGAGUUCGUGGUCAGCUUGCAGUGCUUCCUGUGGCGUCGGAUUUGAAACGCGUACCAGAACGGUACUAAAACCAUCCAGACGAAACGGAUUUUGUUCUAAAGAGCUUCAACAAAAACGUUGGUGCGGCGAACAGUCGAAUUGUAUAAGUAAAUACUUCAACUGGUGAAACGAAAAAAAGUGAUCGAAGAUGGCGACAUUAUGGAGGUGCACCCCAGGCGAAAAGAUGAUGCCUGAUGAGCUGUCAUAAAUGGAAUCGACCAAAUUUCAUGAUUAUUUCUAGUUUAUCUUGGAGAUUGAUUUACGAAUGAACAAAAUUACUAAAAUUUCGAUUCUAAUGCGAACUCGAGCCAGGAAAUAAUUCAUUUGACUAAAUAAUUUGAAAUAUGGUGCCGUCUUAUCGACCACAAUCAGUCUUGACAAAGUAAUUUUAAUAGAUUAAAAUUAACCUUGCCACAUUAUCGUUAGAAAAAAGAUAUGAGAAUAUAAAGAUCAUAGAUACGGCAAUAUCUGUCUGUCAAUAGAUUGCAAACAAUAUUCUAAGUUUGGCUGUACGGGGUGAUGAAGGGGUUGGGUGAUUUGAAUGAUCACCGAGGCUGUAAAUCGUAAAAUCGCAUGCUCUCGUAUUAAUGUAAUAAAAGUUGAAGAGGAUGAUGUUUUCUGGAUAGUUCUGAGCAUGAACUCCUCUAAUUCCACUUCAUAUAUAAUUUCUAGUAUUUCGUAUAUUUUACGCAAAUGAUGUAUUUUCAAUUGAAUAAAUAGAUCGUCUUCCUAUCCUA